AUGGCCAUUGGCAAUAAGCUAACUACUGGUUUAAAGUUAUGCCUUGCUCACUACUGUGACAUCCAUGGGCCAACCCCGUUGAUGGUCACCGAGGGACUGAGAAGUCCGUGUUCUGUUUGUUUUGAGGAAGUUGAUCCCAUUAGUACAGCAACCGGCAAAACGAAAUGCGAUGUUCGAACACGAUCAGGUGGUCCGACGUCCGCGCCGCAAUCUCAGUCUUCUGUUGCCCUUAAUAAUACGUUUAGGGAUCUAAGCAUCGGGCGCAGCGGUUCUGCACCUGCCUCGGAGCAUGAUGCCCACUCGCAACGUGCUGCUUUGCGCCGCUCCACCACAGCAUCUGGUAAUACAAACUACACGGUCAGCUCUUCGGCUCUCGACACGCCGCCAGAAAGCCCACGGCCAGUUUUCCAGCAACCUCGCCGGGAUUCAAGCUUCCGGCGCACUUAUGAUGACACUGUCACCAAGAAACAAGGCCCUUGUGAUAAUUGUGCUAUGACGCUACCAAGGCGACAAACCUCUGGCGCAACCCCAGAGGACUAUGCAACAGGGGCACAUGGACCGACUCUACGCACCAAGGCUCCUGUCGAGAGGGUGUUUGGGCCUGCUGGACAGACCUCCCCACCUAACUCGCAGACCUCGAGUGACACAGAUGGCGAUCGCGAAACGAGUACGCGACGUGUGCGAUCACGGAGAACAGCCCCGACGGCGAGUAGCUCUAGAAAUACGUCAUGUUCCAGCACAUCGACCUCAUCAGAGCGAACUCCAUAUCACUUUCACUACGUCAACUACACAUCUACCCACGAACCCAUCCUGGCUGAUUCCUUCUCGUUGAUUCGUGCGUCAUGUCUACGUGCCCUAUCCUUCGAGACCCUUCCUCGACCUCCGUCCACAUCUACCCCGACUUCCUCGCCACAGCUUAAUACAUCCCCGUCUUUUGUCACGACGCAGAGUCCGGGCUCGGCAGCAACAGGCGGGCCAAUUUUUUUUGGCGAUGCCCUAGCAGGUUAUACCACAGCAUACAUCUUUCGCAUUCCAGAUGUACAUGCUCGAGGGCACAAGCGAGUGUACGCGUUUUUAGCCCUUAGUACACACAAAGAGAGACUAGCGAUGAAGACAUUUGCUAUGAUUUCAGCCGCCUUCAGGGAUUUGGCCACCUGGAUUCAGCAGCUCGCUGAAGCGGAAGCGGAACGCACGACAGCCAACUCGUCCCCCAUUGGCAGUGUCAUGUACGGUGGCGGAGCACAACCACAGCCCCAAGCCUCUGCCUUUGACCCUCCUGCCGCAGUUGACCGGUCUGGCAGCAGCUUCCUGACUGGUGGGAGUGCCUUCACAAGGCGUAUGGGCGGUGGACCGGGUGCUUCGUCACUGAAGGCCCGCGGGCUCGCGGAGCUCGUUGGACAGCCUGAUUUUUUCAUUGAGCUGCAUGGCAAGUUUGUGCAACUCCUCUUCGAGGUUGGUGUCGCUUUGAAUUCUUGA
This is a messenger RNA of Metarhizium brunneum ARSEF 3297, 1476 nucleotides long. RefSeq lists its product as uncharacterized. NCBI's taxonomy places the organism in Eukaryota, Fungi, Ascomycota, Sordariomycetes, Hypocreales, Clavicipitaceae. The record is from RefSeq and is a predicted model, not a curated record. Gene Ontology annotation, cellular component: cytosol. Gene Ontology annotation, biological process: positive regulation of TORC1 signaling. Gene Ontology annotation, molecular function: GTPase activator activity.